CCGUUACAGGAGACCAACACCAGCUUCCCUGCCCCGAGAAGGCUUAGGCUCCUGCUAUGAUGUCUCUGCUGCUUGUGUUCAUGGGCCUCAUGGAAGCACUUCAGAGCCACCCCAUCACACGACGAGGGCUCUUCUCUCAGGAAAGACCCUUGGACAUGGCCCCAACCUCCUUUGAUGAUCAGUAUGCUGGCUGUGCAGCAGCCAUGACAGCUGUUCUCCCAGAUCUCAACCGCACGGAAUUCCAGGCCAACAAAGUGUACGCUGACACCUGGGUGCUGGCAAGCAGCCAAUGGCAGGAGCGCCAAGCCUGGGGGCCAAAGUGGGGCCUCAACCACACCCGGUUGCCCUCACAUCCCCCUGGCUUUCGUGAUGAGCACGGGGUGGCCCUCCUGGCCUACACAGCUAACACCCCCCUGCACAAGGAAUUCAAUGCAGCCCUGCGUGAGGCGGGCCGCACCCGAGUCCACUACCUCCAAAACUUCUCCUUCAAGACGUUCCAUUUCCUGCUGACCGAGGCCCUGCAGCUGCUGAGCAAGGCCCAGCGUUCUCCCCAGUGUCGCCAGGUGUUCCGAGGGGUGCAAGGCCUGCGCUUCCAGCCAGCAGGGCCCAAGGCCACCGUCCGGCUGGGGGGCUUUGCCUCGGCAUCCCUGAAGAAUGCCACAGCCCAGCAUUUUGGAGAGGAAACUUUCUUUGGCAUCUGGACCUGUCUCGGUGUCCCUAUCAAGGGCUACUCCUUCUUCCCUGAGGAGGAGGAGGUGCUGAUCCCCCCCUUUGAGACCUUCCAGGUGAUCAACAGCAGCAGACCUGCCCAGGGCCCUACCCGUAUCUACCUCCAGGCCCUGGGCAAGCACAGCGUGUACAACUGCGAGUACAUCAAAGACAAGCAGUGCAAGUCUAGGCCCUGCCAUCUGGAAAACUCAGCCAUGGGUCAGGGCCCCUUUUCUACAGUCUGGUCCCUUCCACUGCUGCUCUGGUUUCUUGUUGGAGGAGCCUUUCCUGAGAGUCCAGGCCUCCUCUGAUCCAUCAGACUCUGAACA
Molecule: messenger RNA, 1037 nt
Organism: Molossus molossus (Pallas's mastiff bat)
Lineage: Eukaryota; Metazoa; Chordata; Mammalia; Chiroptera; Molossidae
Gene: ART1
Product: ADP-ribosyltransferase 1
Exons: 5
Coding region: 57-1019 (320 amino acids)
Molecular function (GO): NAD+ poly-ADP-ribosyltransferase activity; NAD+-protein-arginine ADP-ribosyltransferase activity
Source: RefSeq, a predicted model, not a curated record